Mytilus trossulus (common blue mussel) is the source of this 429-nucleotide messenger RNA. RefSeq names its product complement C1q-like protein 2. The record is from RefSeq and is a predicted model, not a curated record. Gene Ontology annotation, molecular function: protein binding. Lineage: Eukaryota; Metazoa; Mollusca; Bivalvia; Mytilida; Mytilidae. The transcript has 2 exons. Bases 1 to 429 code for a protein of 142 amino acids.
AUGGAAAAUGAUUAUGCGAAAGAUUAUACACAUGCUCCAAGAAAACUGAGGGACAUUCCUGCCUUUACUGCAUCUUUAUCAGCUCCAAAAAGUGUUGGAAAACAUGAAAUUUUAAAGUUUGAUACAGUUUGGACCAAUAAUGGAAAUCACUAUAAUCCCAGCACUGGUAUAUUCCAAGUUCCCAAAGAAGGACUGUAUCAAGUGUCUGCUACAGUCAUGUCUGCAAAUGGAAAAGCUAUUUUUGUAAAGCUAUGGCAGAAUGAUACAAAGAUGGUUGGAUUGUACCCUGGUACUGGUUAUAGUGAGGCCACAAUUAACAUGGUGUUACAUCUGAAGAAAGGGGACACGGUUACAGUCAGAGGGGAAGAUGGUCAACUUCAUAGCAGCAGUCAUUACUACAGCACAUUCUCGGCUUUUUUUAUUUCAUAA